Messenger RNA from Linum tenue, 1808 nucleotides. Lineage: Eukaryota; Viridiplantae; Streptophyta; Magnoliopsida; Malpighiales; Linaceae. The record is from the annotation of a GenBank genome assembly.
CUCCUCUCUUAUCGCCAGCCAUUUCCGCCUUCUUCCUCUUCCGGUUCAUACACGCCAACUUCACUACUCCGUACUCCCAAAAUUUCCCUUCCUUUCCCAGUUCUACUCCGCGUUUGCGUAACCUCAAAGUAGUAUUCUAACCAUUUCCAGCACUCCGGUCAUUGUUUUUCCAUAACCUUAAACCCUUUUUGAGCUCUCUCUUCUCUUUCCUACCUCACUUUUUUCCCCACCCAACAAACAGUCCUUCCAUGCUUUCCCUCCGUUCCCACUACAACAAUUUCUCUCCUGCUUCCUUCCCCCUCAUAAAUUCCCCACCUUCCCUUCCUUCCCUCAUCUGGGUCUCACUCAAUUUCGAGCAAAGCGAGGAGCUUCUUAGGUUUCCAUAGCUAGCUCCCCUGUUUUGGCAAAGAUGACGUGCUUCCCAAAAUUCUUCAAGCACACAUCGAAGAACAAGAAGGAAGGGUCCAGCUCGGCUCCGGAGCUGGGGAAGUCAUCGGCGAGCAAUUCGGCGGCGGCGGCGGCGGUGCGUUCGUCGAGAUCUCUGCCGUCGCCGAGAGGGAUAAAGGAGCUGUACAAGGAGAAGGAGCAGAACCUGCGGGUUUUCUCGAUCGAGGAGCUGAAGCAGGCGACGAAUGGGUUCAAUCGGCUGUUGAAGAUUGGGGAAGGUGGGUUUGGGAGCGUUUACAAAGGGACUGUAGCUGUGACUAGUAGUAGUUCUAAUGGUGGUGGGGUUGGGAGUGAUCGCUUGCCUGUGGCCAUUAAGAGGCUUAACAAACAUGGCUUGCAGGGUCACAAACAAUGGCUUGCAGAGGUCCAGUUUCUAGGAAUCGUGAACCAUCCUAACCUAGUGAAGCUCUUGGGCUACUGCUCGGUGGACGACGAAAGGGGGAUUCAAAGAUUGUUGGUCUACGAGUACAUGACGAACAAGAGCUUAGAGGAUCAUCUGUUCAGCAGGGGCUUGCCUGUGUUGCCAUGGAGGACAAGGCUGGAGAUCAUGCUUGGUGCUGCAGAAGGGCUGGCUUACUUACAUAGCGGAUUGGAAGUGCCGGUGAUAUAUAGAGAUUUCAAGUGCUCGAAUGUGCUGUUGGACGAAGGGUUUAGGCCGAAGUUGUCGGAUUUUGGGCUGGCAAGAGAAGGACCAACUGGUGAUCGGACUCAUGUGUCAACUGGGGUGGUUGGCACACAUGGCUAUGCAGCGCCCGAGUACAUCGAGACAGGGCACCUGACUAUCCACAGCGACCUGUGGAGCUUCGGCGUAGUGUUGUACGAAAUCCUCACGGGCAGACGAUCCCUCGAGAGGAACAGGCCGACCGGGGAGCAAAAGCUUCUGGACUGGGUGAAGCAGUACCCAGCCGACGGCAAAAGGUUCAGCAUGAUCAUUGACCCGCGGCUCAGAAAUGUCUACUCCAUGGCUUCUGCAAGGCGAAUCGGGAAGCUGGCUGAUCGAUGCCUGAACAAGAACGCCAAAGAUCGGCCGUCGAUGGGUGAGGUUGUGGAAGUGCUGAAGCUUGCGAUACAAGAUUCUGCUGAGCCUGUUGGCAAUGGCCCUGCUGCUAAUGGUAGAGUGUGACUGAAACUUGUGCUUUUGUGCAGUGUUGAGUUAUUAGUAAGGUGAUUCUUCCUAUGAGUAACAGGCGAAGGGUUAAACUUAAAAUAUGUUUCUUUUUGGUUUUCUGUGGGGUAACCUUUUCCCGGGAUGUGUAAAGAUAUGAUAGGCCAUUGAGAAAAAGGAGGAAUGUGAAAGUCCUUAUAUUCUUUUCGUACAUUAUUAAUCAAUAAAGUAAGGUUUUCUUUUGGGGGAUCAUGGG